This is a messenger RNA of Xylona heveae TC161, 1980 nucleotides long. Its product is annotated as putative camp-dependent protein kinase regulatory subunit. Gene Ontology annotation, molecular function: cAMP-dependent protein kinase regulator activity. The transcript has a single exon. The record is from RefSeq and is a predicted model, not a curated record. Gene Ontology annotation, cellular component: cAMP-dependent protein kinase complex; nucleus. NCBI's taxonomy places the organism in Eukaryota, Fungi, Ascomycota, Xylonomycetes, Xylonales, Xylonaceae. The coding region runs from base 323 to 1663 and encodes 446 amino acids. Gene Ontology annotation, biological process: regulation of protein phosphorylation.
GGCGCACCGACCAGGUCAACGACCCACGCCCCACGCCCCACGACCUCAAUCGACGUCAGGCCUCUGCCAUUUAUUAGUCGAAUCCGCUCCUGUAAGCAAUACUUUCCCCUACCCUUUGACGACACCUCCUUGCACACGUUAUUGUUAUUCAUUCUUGUUGACCCACCCCUUCUGACAACGACUCACGAUUCUGCAACUUGUACCCACACUACCGUCAUCUUCUUUGCCCCCUCCCCACUGUUGUCGCCUCUAACCCACCGACAAGGACCUUGUCUACUUUCCUUACCCUGCUUCUUCAAGCGUGUUCGUUCCUUUUUCUCGAAUGUCGCUCCCAAUCGAAUACACCAACGAACUCAAUACCCUCAAUCGUGAGAUACUGAAGCACCAGCCCUCCGACGUGCUCCAGUUCUGCGCCAAUUUUUUCAACCGACGACUCGAAUCUCAGCGCGCCGAAUUUCUCUUGCAGCACGGUCUGCCCAAAUCCGCAACCACGACAGGAGGAAUGGCUGAAAGCUCUUUUCCUGGAAGUAAUCCCUUUGGUGGCGCGCCCAAACGCGGCGGCGGCAUGGGCCGUGUGGUCGAAGAGGACGAGAACAAUGCUGGCUCCCCGACCGACCCUUCCUCUGCCCUGGGCGAGCAGGAUGCCGUAGGCAACCGUGACCGCUCUCCACCUGCUGCCCGCUCCGCCAAUGCCUCGUCCAAACUCUCAGAGGGUUUUCCAUCCAACUAUAGCAUGGGUCGUCGGACCUCGGUCUCGGCCGAGUCGUUGAACCCGACGGCAUCCACCAACGAUUGGACCCCUCCCUUCCACAACAAGACUCAAGAACAAUUGUCUCGCCUCAAGUCUGCUGUUGCAAGCAAUUUCCUCUUUGCGCACCUGGACGAGGAGCAAUCGGCCCAAGUCCUCGGCGCCCUUCAAGAGAAGCCCAUCCCUGCCAAGGACAUCAAGGUCAUCACCCAAGGUGACCAGGGUGACUUUUUCUAUGUUGUCGAGAAGGGCCAAUUUGACGUCUACGUCAACUCUGCAGGCGCACUGCAACCGGGUCCCGAUGGCAUGGGAAAGAAGGUGACAAGCAUUGGACCCGGUGGCUCCUUUGGUGAGCUGGCUCUAAUGUAUAAUGCUCCUCGCGCUGCCACGGUCAUCUCCACUGAAGCCCACUCCACGCUCUGGGCCCUCGAUCGGAUAACGUUUAGACGAAUUCUCAUGGACUCUGCCUUCCAACGUCGCCGAAUGUACGAGAGCUUCCUCGAAGAGGUCCCGCUGCUUUCCUCCCUCACACCGUAUGAGCGCUCCAAGAUUGCCGACGCGCUUGACGCACAAAAAUAUCCUCCGGGUAGCACCAUCAUCAAAGAAGGUGACCCCGGUGAGGCAUUCUACAUUAUCGAGAAUGGAGAAGCUGAGGUGUUCAAGCGGGGAACAGAGAAGGCGGUUCACAAGUACAAGAAAGGCGAUUACUUUGGUGAGCUUGCUCUGUUGAACGAUGCGCCGCGUGCCGCGAGCGUGAUCAGCAAGACUGAGGUCAAAGUGGCCACACUGGGUAAGGACGGCUUCCAGCGCUUGCUCGGUCCGGUUGAGGGCAUCAUGCGGAGAGAUGAUCCCAGCAAACAGGCCGCAGUCAUUGAGGAGUCGAUUGAUCCACUCACCAAGGAAGCACAAAGCUGAUUCGACUUGGUUUACCUUUGUGUUGACAUGGAAAUGAAAAUGACUGUCAAGAUUAAACAAGGUUUUCGCUGUUGUUCUGGGAAAUAACGAGAUGUCGCGGAGCGCUUCACGAUUAUGUUUUGCUUUUCGGGCGUUGGGUUUUUUACUUGUUACCUAGUAUUAUGAAUAUUGAUUGCCUCCUUGUGGGCAUUAUGUCCAAUGAGCAAGUCUUGUCGAUACGUAGUGGAAGAAUUCAUGACGAUACUGAGAGCACGAAUUUAUUGAAAAAGUACAAGACAAACAUUCUGUUUAAUUGACCUUCUGUCGAACAGCGCAAA